Pogoniulus pusillus (Red-fronted tinkerbird) is the source of this 720-nucleotide messenger RNA. RefSeq lists its product as uncharacterized. NCBI's taxonomy places the organism in Eukaryota, Metazoa, Chordata, Aves, Piciformes, Lybiidae. The coding region runs from base 1 to 720 and encodes 239 amino acids. The record is from RefSeq and is a predicted model, not a curated record. The transcript has a single exon.
AUGCCACAGUUUUGCUCCCAUUAUCUUUCACAGUGUUUCAAGCGGGCGCUGCCGGGAAGCACUCCAAAAGGAAGGCAGGCGGCUCCAGCCCUCGUUCUGGGAGCAGCCUCCCCAGAAUGGCGCCAUUUCCCCACAGCACCGCGCCUCCACCACACCGCGUCCCACGGCGAGGCGGCCCCGCUCGGCUCUCCCGCCUCCCCGCCCACCAGCCCGGCGAACAGCGCGCCAAGCCAGCCUCCCGGGCACGGGCCACCGUCCAACUUCAAACUGCCCGGGGGCUCGGGAGAGUAUGCCGGGACGGGCGACACGCCAGCCCGCCGCCCGGGCCCGCGCUCUGACCCUCAGGCAACAGCCGCACUGCCCCGCCCCAGCGGCUCGGCAGCAGCGGAACGACCUAGCGCCGCCGCCGCCCGCUGCCGCCGCCCGGUCCCCCCCCCGCCAGUUAGGCUCUCCCGGAAAGCUUCUCUUUCCGGUCCGCCACAGCUGUUCGCUUCCGGUUCCGUGCCCCCAACAUGGCGGCGGCCCCUGCGCCCAGCGGGCUCUGAUCGCUGCCGAGCCCCCUCGGUGGAGCCGCCGCCGCCCGCCCCAGCGCCGGGGCCCUCGCCCGCCUGCGCCUCUGGCCUCCCCGUUUCCUCGGUGCGGGGCGAGUCGGGCCGGGUGCUGGUGCGGCUGGGAGCGCCGGCCACCCCGGGCUGCCGAGCGGUUCCUGCCCGGGGUUGA